UACAGGGCGAAAUGCGAAUGCGACUGCACCAAAGGGCAUGCUGCUAGAGAUAUUUGUUCGGUUGAACACCUGAUUUAGUGGUUGCUCGAGCUGUGAAGAAAACAGCUGCAACGGAGGGUAGUCGCAUUGUGACCAUCGCUAACUUGUGGAGAGGCGACGGGCGGACUUGAUCCAAGAAGUGAAAAAGGUCCACCAUGUCAGCACCGAGCCCCUCAAACAACGCAGCGUUCGCUAACUAUGGCUACUCUCCUCAAGUCCAGCAGACGUUUCGACAGUCAGGACCCCCAGGAUUUGCCAACACCCCGGCUGCUUCCGGUUCAACGCCAUUGACUCAUGAAGCACAGCAGGCGCAAUGGCAUGCUCAAUGGCAGCAAUACUACGCGCAACAAGCUGCUAUGCAGCAACAGCAGCAGUCUGUCACUGUCCAGCAGCAGCCGCAGCAGCAGCAAAAACAAAUGGCUGGCUUGCUGCAAGCUCAGUUACCACCACAGCAGGCGGCUUUUCAGGCGCAAGGAGUUGGGGCCUUCAAUCCACAACAGGCACAGAUGCUGCAGCAGAAUAUGCUCGCUGCACACCAAGGCCAGUUCAAUUUCCAGCAAAUGCAGCCUGGAUUAGUGGGAAUGCAACAGCAACAGCAAGGCCAAAUGCACCCACAGCAAGCGCAACAGAUGUUCUCGCAGGGGCAAGGCGGUAGGCAAGGAGGUCUCAUGAACAAGCGCCAAAAGACAGGUCAGGCAGGCACGUCAGGUCAGCCGCAGCAACAGCAGCCUUUUUCGCAAAUGAAUAGAGGCGGAAUGCAUGCGAAUUCCAAAGGCCUGAACGCCUCUAACAAUGCCAGCAAUAGCUUUAUCGGCCCUGUGCCCCCGAUGCCGCAAGCUGGCCCCGCGCAGAUGCAACAUGCCCUGCCGAACAAGCCGCAAGGUGCGAUGGGAAUGGGCAUGCGCGGUGGUCUGUCGCCACAAGGUGGAAGCUUGCGAGGCAACGGUCUCAUGCGUGGUGGUAUGAGUCCCAUCGCCGGUGGCAUGGGCCGAGGAGCGAGCCGUGCGACCAGCGGCGCAGGUCUCGGACUUGCUGGAGCUCCGUCUGGGCCCUCGGGUCGCGGUGCGAAUGGUCAGCUCAUGAAUAACAACAUGAUAAUGAAUUCGGGCAGGAUGAUGCAGGCCAAUCAGCAGCCCAUAGGCAGAGGGGCUCCCGGUGCACCGUCCGGUCCGUCUGGUUCUGGUCGCCCGCCAAACGCACCCAAAGGGCCAUUAGGCUCGGGAAACUCCAAUCACAACCAUCACACUCAAGGCUCCAACUCGCCCAUCGCUCACGCGCCCUCUGGCCCUUCUAACCCAGGCCCGGGAAAGGCGGCUCAGUCAAUGCUGCACGGCGUUGUGCCCCCUGCCGGUCCUGCCGCAACCACUGCCGGCGGCGGAGGUAGUAGAGGCCAGGCCGGAAAAGCUGCGCGACAGCAGCAGGGAGCUCUGCCGUCGCAGAGAGGGAACCGCACCGCGCAGCUUCCCCAAUCUGCACUUUUCGGCGCGAGAGGCAACCUCGGUGUCGGCGGAGGAUUGAAUGGCUCAGCAGCUGCAACAGUGAAUGGUGGUCCGGGAAGCUCGGCAGGCUCGAUAUCAUCUGCGCAGUCACAUGAGGCAAAGAAGAUGCAUUCCGAUUUCAAGAUUGCCGGCAUUAAGAUUGACUCAAUCGGCUGGGAGUGGAGCCUGUUGGAAGAGAUCGAGGGCGAAGCACGCAGGUUGGCGGAGGAAAAGGAGGCGCAGGAGCAGGCGCAAUCUGCUGCUGCUGCUGCUGUAGAAGAGGGAGCCGAGAUGCAGGCGGAAGCAGAUGCCGAGCCGAAGGCAGAAGAAGCAGAGACGAGCCCAGAUGUUGCAGGUGCGAAACCAGACUCAAAGGCGGACAAUGCUGAGACGACCGUGCAUGGAAUGAGCCAAAACGUGGCCAAGAAGGAAGAAGAGACGAGUACUACUUGCAACUCGCUUGAAGCAGACAACGCCAACACGCUGGCGGACCACGAAAUGAAGCCAAAGCCGGAAGAGGUAAAGACAGAGGAGGACGCAGAAACUUUGGUCGCCGUGCCUGCGGCCCCCAAGGGUCCGCGCGGCGCCAAAAGGAACGCAGAUGGCAAUGUCAAGGCGGAUGCAGAAUUUCGAGCCGAAUCGUCUAAGCUACGCUUGCAAUUUGCCGUGCCGCAAGGCGGGGGACCUCCCGGCGCGCCUACUGGCCCCAAAAAGCAAGCGAGAGUCAAUGGCGAGUCGGGGACUGUUACUGCGGCCAAGGCCACCAAGGAUAAGGGGUUGGAGGAUGGAGCCGGCGAAGACACCGCUGAAGACGCUACGACUGACGGUGAUGUCGAAGGUGCGGAUGGCACGUGGACCCCUUGGAGUCGUGGUCCACCGCAGAUCGCUUCGAACCGCAUCGUCAUCACGUACGCGCGCGGCGUGAACAGGCUGAGCAUCGAUGUGGACAGCAUCAAGAAGGCCACAGUGCAUAAGGCGGAGAGGACUAUCGAGAUUGUUGUUAGCGUCCAACUGGGCACCCAAGCGACCGCUGCCUUGGACGAGUCGAGCGUGGUGAGGAGCAAGGGCGCCGAUCGCGUGGAGCAGGAGUGGGUGGUGUGUAAAGGGCUGCAGGUGGAGAAGCGCGAAGGUGGCUCGGACAAGGGUAUUUAUCAGGCGGUGCCUCGUAUUGCUCUGCACAGAGCAUGGGACGGCGAGAUGGCGAGCUUUGGUCGAGAGCCUGGAAAUGCCUUGCCAGCUGAGGGGGUAGACCACACACUUCCGCCUCUCUUUCGUCUUCUACCCGAGACGUCGGGGGAGCCGCCCACCGUUGGCGAGGAGCUUCGGAUUCUCGUUCAGCUCGAUCGAUUGCAACCUCUUCCGAACGAGCCGUGGCUACGCACAGGGAAUAUCAAAACCUUGCUGGCGAAAAUGCAGAGCUACAGCAAGCGGCCACAGGAGCAUCCCUGGUUCGGCAAACUGGAGGUUGCGGAUCCCGAUCCGCCUCCUGGACUGAAGGAUCAUCUCAUGGAAUGGGCCAAUUUGCACAACAAGACCACGAGCGGAUCGCCGAAAGACAGGAGGCGCUUCGUGAACGAGCAUCUGCACGGAUACAAGGUGUUGGUAGAGCUCUUCGUGAAGGCGAUCCGCAUCGAUGGUGGGGGUCACUUCGGAAACAGCGGGAACCUUUCCUCGGAUUUCGGGCAAUCGUUGGACAAUGCACGUUCUCGUUGGAUGAACUUCGGAUCAUCGGAUCGGCUUGGCCUGGCUCUCUUUGCUUUCUUCGACAUCGCCUCCGGGGAGAGAGAGAUAGACGAAGCUGAAGCUGCGCGACUCGCUGCCGGGCUUGAAAGUAUUCUGCUCGAUUUGCCGAUCCAUUUGCUGCAGAAGGGCGCGGACAGCUUGUGGAAAGAAUACUCGGAGCGCAAGCGACGCGAGGAAAAGCAGAAGGAACGUGAGGCGAAGCGGAAGGAAAAGGAGGAGAAAGCUGCUAGCGAGCGUAUCGAAAGUGAAACUCAAAAGAAGCCUGAGGUGGAACAGGAGCAUGGGGAACGAGAUGAGGUGUCCGACAGCACGAACGGAGCAGGCCCUGGGGCUAGAAAGGCAAUGAAGCGCAAGGCUGAAGAUCUCGACCUUGACGAAGCGCCUGAGAACUCAGUGGGCACUCCGGCUGAUGUUGGCGUGCCGUUACAAGCAGAGGCGCCAGUACAAACUGAGGACAGUGCGGAAGGUGGCGAGACUCCCGCGCCCGAAGGGCAGGAACAGAGACCUGUGGAGCGAGGUUCGAGGACGCCUGAGCCACCAAUCGCACCGUUGCCAUUGAUAACGGAAGACGAGGCGUGCCAAGACGGCGAAAACUUUGCUGCCGCAGGUAACCCUGGGGAUGCGUUGAUGGCGAAUCCCCAGCAAACCCAUGCGCACGAUGGCCGAGAGGACGGAAAUAGAGAAGUUGUCGGCGCGAAGACAAUGCCUGAUGCCGAUGAGGCGGCUGAGUAGCAGAAUAAUGGGGAAAGGCAUUGGCCACGUAAUUGCGCGCAUUCAUUCACGAUACAGAUUAUAGAAUGUGCACGUUGAUAUGAAGUCUUGUUUGCCGCUCAUUCAGCUUAUAUCUCGAUUCUGAUGGAAAGGAAGACUUAAAUGGAGUUUGCAGGCAGAACCGCAGUGCGCUGGGCAAGCUCGAGGUGAAGCAGCGCGAAUACGAGAUUCUCGCUUACUCGCCACAGGAGUAUCAGGAGAACAGGGUAACAUGUGCCAACGCCAAGGAAUUG
Molecule: messenger RNA, 4264 nt
Organism: Tilletiaria anomala UBC 951
Lineage: Eukaryota; Fungi; Basidiomycota; Exobasidiomycetes; Georgefischeriales; Tilletiariaceae
Exons: 3
Coding region: 195-3992 (1265 amino acids)
Source: RefSeq, a predicted model, not a curated record